GAUAAGCGAUGGGACAGCAGAUUCCACAUCACUCAUGACAGCAUUGAAUGUUGAGGCACUUGCAAGAGAUGAUUGUUUUGUAUUGGUCGAAUGUAUGCAUCGAGAAACAUUUAAAUUGAUAGGAGAAAGUGAUUCGAUUAAGAAUUGUCAAGAAGAUUAUAUUCAAGCACUAAUGCGACCAUCUUUCAUGAGCGGAAAUGUAUUUACGCCUGGUCAUUUAGAUACUAUGCUUUGUCAAUGUUUUUAUAACCGCCACAUUCCUGUGAUUUUAAAACGUUUAAUAUUCAGUCAUGAUGGAAAUGAUGAAAAUUUAACACCAAAGGUUGGAAUGCAGCAAGACGGUAUUAAUUUUUGGGCUAAUAUGGGACUUAAUUCAGGUCAUGUAUUUCAAGUUGAAGUCCCAUCUCUAUAUAUAGGUCAAAAAUAUCAAACGCUCUACAGACACCUAGUUAGAGCGCAUAAAGCCAUACCACUUGGAUUAUACCGACAUGCUGCAUAUAAUAAUCAAGGAUUCCGAUAUGUUUACGUUAAUCCUGAUAAAAAAUGUAUUCUAAAGGAAAAUGAUCUGAUGUAUAUUAUUGCUUCAAAUUUACCAUGUUUUGAUAAUGGUACUACUGUCGUUCAUGAAGAGUAA
Messenger RNA from Dentiscutata erythropus, 634 nucleotides. Lineage: Eukaryota; Fungi; Glomeromycota; Glomeromycetes; Diversisporales; Gigasporaceae. The record is from the annotation of a GenBank genome assembly.